AUGCCUACGACAGCGGCUUCACACUCCGCGCAUUUGGCAUCGACGACGAGUUCUACCGGUUCAUUCGCGCAAACAGGCUACACCGUAGUCGACGUGAAGCAUCGCCUAGCACCUGAACAUCCAUUCUCCGCUGCGUUCGACGAGAUCGAGGACGUGGUGAACGCAGCCGGCAAUCUGGCCCUGGCGGUUGCCUCAUCUUUGCGGCUCUUCAGCACUGCCAAAGUAAAUGAAGAAUCACCAUUCCAUGCUGUUGUCGCAUUCUACCCGGCCACGGACCUGUCGCAACCGACCACAGCAAAGAAGCAAGUGGCCAAAUCGAAGAUUUUUGAUUCCAAAGGUCGACACGAGAGAUCGGAUUCGCCGUCAUAUGCUGAUCCGGGGCGGUCCCCCAAGAAUUUGCUAAUUAUCACCACCGAACAGGAUCCGUUCACGAUCGAAGGCGAGAAGCUUGCAGAGGAGGUCCGCAUGGAGGGUCAUAACGUGGUAUGCCAUUGGAUGGAGGGGAGUAUGCACGGCUGGGACAAGGAGGCGAAACGGGGGAGCAGGGAGUGGAAAGCUAAAGAAGAAACAUAUGGAUAUGCUGCUGACAUGCUGAGGAUACGGGAGAGCAGCUGUGAUCCUGAAACGAAGUGA
Aspergillus udagawae is the source of this 633-nucleotide messenger RNA. RefSeq names its product alpha/beta hydrolase. Lineage: Eukaryota; Fungi; Ascomycota; Eurotiomycetes; Eurotiales; Aspergillaceae. The coding region runs from base 1 to 633 and encodes 210 amino acids. The transcript is spliced from 3 exons. The record is from RefSeq and is a predicted model, not a curated record. Gene Ontology annotation, molecular function: hydrolase activity.